Molecule: messenger RNA, 477 nt
Organism: Mesitornis unicolor (brown roatelo)
Lineage: Eukaryota; Metazoa; Chordata; Aves; Mesitornithiformes; Mesitornithidae
Product: ras-specific guanine nucleotide-releasing factor RalGPS1-like
Exons: 5
Biological process (GO): Ras protein signal transduction; positive regulation of GTPase activity
Cellular component (GO): plasma membrane
Molecular function (GO): guanyl-nucleotide exchange factor activity
Source: RefSeq, a predicted model, not a curated record
GAACUAGCCAGCUGUGAAUGGAAUAAGAAAGAAAAACAUAUCCUCGCCCCAAAUAUUGUUGCCUUUACUAGGAGGUUUAACCAGGUCAGUUUUUGGGUUGUACGAGAAAUAUUAACAGCACAGACCUUAAAAAUAAGGGCGGAAAUAUUGAGCCAUUUUGUGAAAAUAGCUAAAAAGCUUCUAGAAUUGAAUAACCUUCAUUCUCUUAUGUCCGUGGUGUCAGCACUGCAAAGUGCACCUAUCUUCAGACUGACCAAAACCUGGGCUCUUUUGAAUCGCAAAGACAAGACCACAUUUGAGAAGUUAGACUAUCUACUGUCUAAGGAAGAUAAUUAUAAGAGGACACGAGAGUACAUCAGAAGCUUAAAAAUGGUUCCUACUAUUCCAUAUUUAGUCCAUGGGUUAUGGGUUGUGCUCUACCUGGACGUGCUGUGGUACCGUGUUACCAAAGGAGCGCAAGAAAAGGGUGGAGUAUGA